UGAACUAGAAUUUUUAGCUCCUAGAUGAAUAUAAUAACAAUAAAUACCGUGUUUUGUGGUUAAAAACAUUUACUGCUGAAUAUUUGCAUCAAAGUCCUUCCUGACAAACGAACAGUUCAUGUAAAUCUGGAAUAUAUGAGCUUAUAAUCAUACUCGAUAUUGGGUUCGUCAUGACAAGUUGCUGGUGUAAACAAUCAUGGCGGACACAGGAGCUAUUUUCUUGGCAAAAAACUUACUUGAAGAAAAAGUGCUGUUAAGAAGACCUCCAUCAGGAUCAAGAGCAGGCAAAGCAUGCACUUCUGCAUAUGCCAGAGAGCUUUCUUCCACAACAAAAUCCUCAAAACUCUUCCAGACAAACCAUUCUCUUCCACCAAGACCAGCCACUAAAGAUGGCAAACAAACAAGUGAUAUUAAGAAUAUGUACACUGGGAUGAAGAAAAGGAUACAAAGUGCUCAUCCAAAACUGGAAAGUUCCCAAGGUCAUUCUGCAUAUUAUGAUACAGGACAAGAUAGUAUAGAUGAUAGAUUGAAACCUAAUGUGUACAGCCUAUCAGAGCACAAGAAAGUAUUUGGGAGUAAUUCAGAUCUUAUAACUGAGGCAAAAGGAGAGAGAUGUCCAUAUAAACUAGAGACAUCACCUAGAGAAUUCCUGCCAGGUGUUCUCCACAAGCCAUGUGCAAGGCAACUUCCAUCUAGUUUAAAGCCAUUGGCACCAUGGCUCACACCAGAGAUCCCACCUCGUCUUAUAGGUAUGAGUCCAAGGGAUGGUUUGAUUUUCUUACCAGGAUUUCCUAAUGACUAUGAGGACCUCCCUACAGUUCCACCUGUACAGAAUCCAGAGGAUGAUUUGCCAUAUAAAAGCAAAGUUAAAGAACCAGAACCGUGGGCACCAAAGAGGUACAGAUAUUAUAGGAAUCCCACCCCGGUGCUUGAGGACUGGAUGUGCAAACAUGCUGGACAAAGACAAGUCAAAGUGUUUGCAAAGGAUGGAACACUGUUACAUGAGCGUUUUGAAGGGAAAAGGACAGCUGAUGUGGUUAGAAAAGAAAUACAGGAAUUGGAGGACCUUAUGAGGGGCAUUGGGACAGAGGGAGGUACCAGUAUUGUAGUGCAAUAUCAGGCUGAGAUCACCAAGUUAAAAGAAAUGGUGGAUGAUACAUUAGCAAGGGUUAUUCACAGAGAUACAGAAACAGAACCUGAACCAACAGACUAUUGUGGUUUAAGAAAGUUUUACAAACACCAUGAUGCUGUAAUGGAUCAAAUCAAAAAACAACAUGAGCUGUGUGUGCAAGAGCUGGCAGAACUAGAGUCGGACAUGGAGAUGGAAGAUGAGAAAAGAUAUUUUUCUAAAUCUGUCAUGAGUUAAAAGUGAAUACAGACACAUAGUGAUGACUUUUAUGUAAAAUAUUUAGUUCUUGACAGUUCUUCAAAAUAUAUUGCACCUCUAUGUGCAAAAAUAACACUUUAUAUUAAAAUAUAAAGAAGAACAAUUUCUUUUAAAACAUUAAAUUAUGAUAUUUAUAUAAAUUGUAAAGCAAUAUUUUUCUCUUUCAACAAACAAUUAAGGAGGACUUUCAUUUAAUAUCAUUUGACUGUUACCAUUUACUGUCUCACUGGCACUGACACUCCAUUAUAUCAUUCCUUCAUUUUCAUUUUAAUUUAAAAAAACAAAUUGGUUAAAUUGUUCAUAAUAUAUGCACCUUGAUUGUCUUGUAACAUAUACAGCUGACAGGUAAAAGAAAAACAAGACUAAUAAAAUAAUCAUAUUCAUUAACUUGUUUCA
This is a messenger RNA of Lingula anatina, 1783 nucleotides long. RefSeq lists its product as uncharacterized. NCBI's taxonomy places the organism in Eukaryota, Metazoa, Brachiopoda, Lingulata, Lingulida, Lingulidae. The record is from RefSeq and is a predicted model, not a curated record.